Drosophila elegans is the source of this 696-nucleotide messenger RNA. RefSeq lists its product as uncharacterized. The record is from RefSeq and is a predicted model, not a curated record. Lineage: Eukaryota; Metazoa; Arthropoda; Insecta; Diptera; Drosophilidae. The transcript is spliced from 3 exons. Gene Ontology annotation, molecular function: protein binding. The coding region runs from base 1 to 696 and encodes 231 amino acids.
AUGAGACCACUCCCGCCACGAGUGCAUGUUCUGAACGAAUCCCCCGGUUCCGGAACCGAGGAUUCGGUGGCCAACGUCUGCUACAAGAAGUUCGGCUGCCACCGGAUUUUCCUGGCCACCGCCUCCGAGAAACUGGAGCAGGAUGUGUACCAGAACAAGCAGUGGAACGGUGUGCUCCAGAUCAAUGGAGUUUCCCCCGAGAGCGUGGAGAUCUUCCUGGAGUUCAUAUACACCUUCGAGGUGACCUCGUCGCUGGUGCAGUUGCCAUUAUUAGGCGACAUCUUCAUCCUGUCCUGCGCCUACGACAUGCCGGAACUCCUGGUCUCCUUUUCCGAGAGACUUAAGCAGCAGGAAUGGCCCUUGGAUGAGAUAUUCCCUGCUUUGGACCUGACAUUCCGGCACAACAUCAUCGAUCUGGAGCGGGUUUGCAUGGAGAAAAUCAUGGAGCAUGCCGGAAACCUUACCCAGGAGCCCAGUUUAAUGAGACUGCAGGUCUACGCCCUGAAUUAUGUGAUCCAGCACUGGCUGGUGGAGGAGCUGGUGCCGCUGGAGGAUCUAGUAACCAUCGUGAAGCAGUAUCAGCAGACGAACGAUAUUACUUUCGCAAACACCAAAAAUUUCCCGCACCUUACCAAGAUCUUCAAAUACUUUCCCGACGUUCUUUUGGAUUCCGAAGGGAAUAUUAGCAAGUUUUAG